UGAAAGAAAGUUUAUUAUAUUGAACAAAAUGGCAUUUAAUGUCGAUUCAUCUCUUCAUAAGGCGUCGGAUUUAAUUCAUGAAUUCACAUGUUCUCCAUGUGAAGAGGACGGACUUUACUCUGAGGCUCAGAACUUUUGUGUGGACUGUUCAAAGUACUACUGCUAUCGAUGCGAGCCCAAACAUGGCGGCCUGUUUAAGCGGCACAGCGUACUCGGCCGAAAGGACGUGACAAAAUGGGCGGCGGUGCCUUGGACGGUCGUGGACGAUCUGGAAAGAUGCGAGCACCAUCGCGGGAAAAAAGUGGAGCUGUUCUGCGGAGAUCACCAAGAACUGUGUUGCCAAAUAUGCGUCAACAUUCUUCACAGACAAUGUUCGUUGAUACAUAUACCAGACGUAGCCAAAGGAAUUUAUGACAAACCAGAAGUUAAACGGCUUCCACAACAAAUCGCCAACAUCCAAUCACAAAUCAAGAAGCAGACGGGUUCCCGCAAAAAUCAACAACAAUGUAUCCGCGACUCUCGUACACGUAUCCUACAAGAGAUCAGAACUUUGCGAAGUACAAUCGACAAUGCCCUUAACCAAUUGGAGCAAAACACAAUCAAAGAGUUGGACGUUAUGGUAGCAACACUUGAGCAGCAAAUAAAGACAAACAUUAAACAGUUUGCACAGUUCAGCAAAGACAUAAAAUCACUUGCAGAUUACAUUGCGAAGGGUAAGAUGGACGAUUCCCUGGCAUAUGUAGGAUAUUCAAAAUGCCAGAAAUUAAUUAGAGAAACCAAUGCUUUUGUCGAGGACAACAAAACCAAAGAGAAAGUAAAUUUGGAGUUUGUAUUAAAUACAGGGCUAAACGACGUUAUUGCUCCCCUCCUUUCUCUGAGGUGGUUUGGAGAGAUUACUGAUACGUCCCAUGUUUUCACGACUGAGCACGUGAAACGAUUUAAUACAGCAAUUGCAAGUGACAGAGAGCAUAAUACCAUAAGUGGAAUAUGUGAACUACUAGGCGGCGAGCUCGUUCUCGUUGACAAUUUCAAUAGCUGUAUAAAGCUCCUGAACCAGGUGUACAAGGUCGUCGAUCACUGUGACGUUCCAACUCAUCCACGAGAUGUGUGCCACAUUGCGGGUAAUGAGCUGGCAGUUUCUGUCAACUCUAAUAUUGAGAACAGACAUGAAGUUCGCUUCUUCAACGUGAUGAAUUCAAAGCUACAACAGACAAGAAAGAUAACGUUCAGUCACAGUGUACUCAAAAUAGCUCAUCAUAAAGGACGUAUGUACAUCGCAUCGGGCACUGCGCUUUACUCUUACGACAAGGCAAGCAAAGAUGGUGGAAAGUUGUUUGAGGACAAGUCAGAUACGCUCACCGUUUUGAAAUGUGCUGUAAGCUCUGACGGCAGUAAAAUUUACGUCGCAAAUUACUCCAAAGAUCAACUUCUUACCUUGGAUAGUGCAGGAAAUAAACUAGCAACGCUCAGCGAUCCUGAUAUGAAAAGUCCACGCGCUAUACACGUGUCGCCUGUAGGUCACGUUUUUGUCGGCUCUUAUGGCUCAAACACCGUACUUCAAGUGGACAGAGAAGGAAAGAGGAAGCUGGCUACACUAACCACACAGUUUAAUGGAUUGGUGAAACCACAAUCCCUGUGUUACUGUAGCCGUACAUCCUGUCUGGUUGUGGGACAAUUUGAUAAUAAUAACGUUAUUGUUUUAAAGUUGAAAUAAUAAAUAACAAUCACAUUCCACCGAGGGACUUGUACACUACAUGAUGAAACAGCCUAAUCCUAUAUCAAUAAGACUUUGUGUGAGUGUUACUAGUUUAUGAUAAUACAUUUUAGCUUAUGUAUUCAAAAUGUAAGAGUGAUGUACUGGUGUAUAACGUGUGAGUCGUAGAACAUUACAUAGUUAUAAAACAUCUUGCAGAAAUAAGUAAUAGUAUAUCUUUGAUGAGGUGUAAAUAAUUUACUUGAAAAUCAUUGUUUGAAUAAUCAUGUUUGCUUUAAAUGAAUAGUAUAAUAUAUAUCUAAAAUAUGUUAGUACAUUUAUUAUAAAAGAAAAUCAGCUUCAGAUGUAUAUUCAGCUGAUAAGAUGAAUGCUAUUGCUAUUGAUAUUAAGCGAUUACAAUUGAAUCUAUAAUAUGCGGAAUCCGAAUAUUUUGUAUGAUGUUCAAAUUUAAGACGACAGAAAAAUAUAUGAAAAAGAAAAUUUAACAUAUACAUGGUUAUCUUUAAGUUUUCUAAACCAUCAAUCUUAACGCUGCGCUCUGACUGAUUGACAGUUUUGACAAACAUUUUUGUCUCAUAAUCAGCUCUUUUAGGUAGCAAUGCCUUCAUUUCAGUCACAUAAAAGAACUAGAGCAGAUCUCAAUAUUUCGAAAACUGCCGAAAAUUUCAUUUUUUCUUAAAGCGUUUGUAAUGCUUUCAGCUAUGAAAUCCUAAAUUUUCCAACAUAGAUAUGGAUAUAUGCGUUCUAAUCUUUGGUAGUUGUCUUGUAUCUCUGGUUUCCAGAAAUUUUCGCUCAUUCCAAAACAAAAAAACACAGUUGUCAAAACGGUCAGUCUGUGAGAGUGCAGCUUUAACAUAUAUCUGUGACUCAAAAAAUACGGAAACAUAAUAUGUUUUAUAUGGUAUCAUGUACAUCGGAAGCAGCGUCUUAUAAUUAAAUAUAUGCUGUUUAUGUAAAAAGAACACUUUUGCUUCAAAGCAAUUUGGAAUCAUAGUUUUAAAGGCUGUAACAAACGUCAUGGAUUUGAUCCAGAUUUGCAAACUGUUUUAAUUAAAUAAAUGUGAAUAGUGCAUUCUGCAUUAUAAAGUUCAUUAUUUUUGUACUCUCAAGUAUCUGAAUGUCUUCAGAACAUUGUAUUGAACAUACAUAUUUAUUCACUCUCUGGCCGAACUAGGUUCUGAAUGACGUUGUAAUCCCACUUGUAUUCUUUAUUUCAAAAGUUACCCAGGAUAACUCCACUUGAAUCCCUCUAAUGCGUUUCUUUCUUCCAUUUGUUGUCACCCUUAUACUUGCGUGAAAUUACAUUAUUUCUUUAAUAAACACAUUUGAAAUAAUGUCGAUAAUAUCCGAAGAAUAGUAAUACUUUAGCGAACAUAACAAGCCCUGGUUUGUAUCUAGCACGAACACCUGCAAUAUUUUCAAAUUAAAGAAAUGAUACAAUUGUGGCAUGCGAGCUCCUUUAGUUUUAAUUUCAAUCUACUUGUAGGACAACAUGACAAUAACAAUGUUUUGGUAAUAAAGGUAAAGUAAUGAAGUACAAAAAUGCUCAAUACUCGAUAAUAAAACAGCCACCUCCUAUUAACAUUAGAAUUUCUGUAAUUGUUAGUAUAUAACUAGUUAUUACAGUGUAAUUGUUUGAUUGAUUUUCGGUGAUAUAAUGAUGCCAAAAAAUGUCAACAAAUGUGCUUAAUUGCUGAAUAGUGGAACAGAUAUGAAAAAGUAUUAUAUCUUUGAUUGGUUGUAAAUAAUGAACUUAUUAAUCAGUUUUGAAUAUUCAUAUUUGUCUAAAAUACAUACAUAUACAUAUUGCAUUGUAUAAUAUGUAAGAACAUAUUGUUUUCUUAUUCUGUUGUUGAUA
This is a messenger RNA of Mya arenaria, 3572 nucleotides long. RefSeq lists its product as uncharacterized. Gene Ontology annotation, molecular function: protein binding; zinc ion binding. The record is from RefSeq and is a predicted model, not a curated record. Lineage: Eukaryota; Metazoa; Mollusca; Bivalvia; Myida; Myidae. The transcript has 2 exons. Bases 29 to 1714 code for a protein of 561 amino acids.